AUGGGUACGGGGUUCGUCAUCGGCGUGCUUGGAGUUCUGAUCCUUUCCCACGCGGCCUACUCUACCAUACAGUAUAGAGCGUUGCUUAAGAUCACAGAGGAGGAGUUCUCUGGACCCCCUAUCAACGUAAUCUAUCUCUUUCCCAUGGAAUUUUUUGUCGUAUUGGAGCUGAUUUUUGGAUUGAUUUUGUGCGUGUGGGCUGCACUGACUGUGCCAGGGAAGUUUUUAUCUAUACUCCCUGAUUCAGAUGAGAACAGGGUGGUUGCUUUAUCCGACAAUAUGGAUUUCAUGAUGUUCAAUCAUCGUGGAAGAGCAUUUCCUUCAGAAAUUAAUAUGAAGCUGAAGUCACUGUAG
This is a messenger RNA of Ilex paraguariensis (yerba mate), 354 nucleotides long. NCBI's taxonomy places the organism in Eukaryota, Viridiplantae, Streptophyta, Magnoliopsida, Aquifoliales, Aquifoliaceae. The record is from the annotation of a GenBank genome assembly.